Ceratitis capitata (Mediterranean fruit fly) is the source of this 4168-nucleotide messenger RNA. RefSeq names its product DNA repair protein complementing XP-G cells homolog (gene mus201). Gene Ontology annotation, biological process: nucleotide-excision repair. Lineage: Eukaryota; Metazoa; Arthropoda; Insecta; Diptera; Tephritidae. Gene Ontology annotation, molecular function: DNA endonuclease activity; single-stranded DNA binding. Bases 111 to 4106 code for a protein of 1331 amino acids. The transcript has 8 exons. Gene Ontology annotation, cellular component: nucleus. The record is from RefSeq and is a predicted model, not a curated record.
AAAGUAUUUGUUUUGAAAUCUAAAAUGAUCGAUGUAAAGCAGUCACAAUGUACUUGUUUAGCACGUUUACAUGGCUCAAUUAAGAAAUUUGAGAUAAGAAUUUCACAAAUAUGGGAGUAACAGGUCUAUGGAAACUUGUGGAGCCAUGUGGAAGUCCGGUGCCCAUAGAGACUUUGGAAGGCAAGAUUCUAGCAGUGGAUAUUUCCAUUUGGCUUCAUCAAGUUGUAAAAGGAUUCCAAGAUAACAAAGGGUCUGUGCUACCUUAUGCUCAUUUAUUGGGUCUUUUUCACCGUCUAUGCAAACUACUUUAUUAUCGGAUUCGACCAGUUUUUGUAUUUGAUGGAUGUGUACCAGAUUUAAAACGAGAUACAAUAGCUCGAAGACAUCAACAACGGCAUAAAAUUAACAAUGAAGUUAACCGCAUACAAGCUCUCUUACUUCAAUCGCUUGCAAAAGAAGAAGUGGUACAAAGAGCACUUGGUGGUAGUACUCAACUUUUAAUGAAAUCUCCCAGUAAAAGUCAAAGUACUAAUAAUCAAAAUGAAAAUACAAAAGAUGACAUGUUCAAAUUACCAGAUCUCCCUGCUAUAACCGUUAAGGGAGAUGAUCAGGAGCGCACAGAUACUAGUACAGAUACUUUUUCUGAAACUUCGGAAGGGGACAGUUCGUUUGAUGAUUCCAAUACUUGGCGUGAAUACAAUGCAAAUAUACAAGCAAUUGAUGUUCGAAGUGAACACUUCAAAAGUUUGCCACCUGAGAUCCGGCAUGAAAUAUUGGUAGAUAUAAAAGAUACACGAAAACAAUCUUCUUGGGGCCGUCUACAUGAAUUGCCUUCAUGCAGUUAUGACUUCAGCUCUUUUCAAAUGAAACGCUUACUUAAGCGGCGUGCGGUGCAGGAAAGUCUCGAGGAAACUGAAAAAGAAAUGGGCGAACAAGCAUUAACCUAUACAGACUUGCAAAAUUUUUUUGCAGAAGAGGGAAUUUUAGAUCCACAAAAUCUUAAUCAAGGUGCUCUACCACUAUGCUCCGAUGAAGCUGUUCGAUUUACAUUAGUCCGCGAGUUACGGAAAAACUCGAAUAAAGAUGGUAAAUGCAAAAUAGAGCCAAUUUCAAAAGAAAAGAAGCUCAAUGUUGACGAAUUAUGUACGACGGACAAUAAUUCAAGCAAAGAUGAUACUGAUAGGAAAAUUACAGAACAUGAUAUUGAUUUGGAAGUCGCAAUUGCCAACUCUCUCGAAAAUGAAAGUCAAAUUGUUUAUAAUAAAAGUGACUAUGAAUAUAAAUCAAAUCAUAAUAUCAAAUUGAAUCCUCUGCAACGCAAGCAGUUAAAAAGUACCACCAUCGGUCCAGCUCGUACUUAUAUGAUUGAAUAUGGUGGUAUGAAUGACGAUGAAGUUGAAGGAAUAAUGGACAAGACAGAAAUAGCGUAUGAUACGGAGGAUGAAGAUGUGAAUAUUGCUAAAGCAAUUGCUGAAUCCCUAAAAGCUAUAAACACAGAGCGAGAGGUUGCAAAAUCUAGCGAGACAACUCAAGAUAUAUGUCUACAAGUAAGUGACAGCUCAGAAACCGAUUCUGAUCUCGAGGAAGUUGUUGAAGAGGUCGCCGUUCAAUUAGAUACCAAAGAAGAUAUAUGUCUACGAGUAAGUGAUAACUCUGAAACAGAUUCUGAUCUUGAGGAAGUUGUAGAAAAUGCUGCCGAUCCAAAAGUUAAUAAACAAUCAUCUAAAAAUACUUUAGAAGUUGUUAUAAAAACCCAAGAUCUCAUACUACCAGAAGAAGAUAUAUUUUCGGAUAUUUUUCAAACUUCGAAUCAAAGUUCUUCGCAAUUGAAGCAGCAAGACAGAAUUCAAAAUAUGGAAGAUAAGUCAAAAAAUACGGUAAAAGUGGAAAACGUAGAUGAGAAAACAAAUAAAAACUCUUAUGUUUUAAAUGAUAUUAAAAAACAAGAUCCACAAAAGAAUGAUGAUAAUUAUGAAGGCAACACAGAAAUUUCCUCUAUAUUAAAUGAACUUAAAAGACAAGCGAAUGAAGUGGAAAAAAUAAAUUUGGAUGUUAUUGAUAUUGAAAGUCCAAAUAAUUGUGAGCCUAUUAUUGAAAGCAAUAUAAAGAAUGAUGGAGUUGAAAAAUUAAAUUUGAAUGUUAUUAAUACCGAAGAAACGAGUAAUAUUGUACUUAAUAAUGAAAAUAACAUAGAAAUCUCUUCUAUAUUACACGACCUCAAAAGGCAAGCGAAUGAAGUGGAAAAAAUAAGCUUGGAUAUUAUUAAUAUUGAUAGUCCAGAUAAUAGUGAACCUAUUAUUGAAAGUAGCAAAGAAAUCUCAUCCAUAUUACAUGACCUCAAAAACCAAGCGAAUGAAGUGGAAAACAUAAAUUUGGAUAACAUUGAUAUUAAUAAAAGAGACGGUGAAUUAACACAAAACACUGAGGUCAUUGAAAUAUAUGAUAGUGAUGAUCAGAGGCUAAUCUUGGAAACGACUCCAAGUAAAUCACCGAAGCAGGAAACACCUUCAAAAACUAAAACUAUUAAUGAAUAUUUCGAAACUAAGUAUAUGGUAAAGCGAACUCCAGAAAGUAAUAUGGAUAAGAGUGCGGAGAACCGAUCACCUCAUGUAAAAUCACCAUUUUUUGUAAAGAAAUCGCCAGCUUCGAACCAUAAAAGAUCCGCUGAAAAGAAUAAAGAAUCAUCAGCACUUGGCAGAAAACUUUCUAAAGCGUCUAAAACACUCUUCGAAAAUGAACCUACAUCGGCCGAAAAUGCAUUGGGGUCGAAGCGACAAGAUACUAGAGCAAUUACUGAGGGCUUGCUGAAAGAUGCAGCUGGUGCUCUCAAAGAACAAAAAUCAACGGAAGAAUUAAAAGAAUUAGCUCAGGAUUUAGCCAAAGAGCGAAGUAACUUGGAGAAUGAGCGUAAUCGCCAAGAUCGCAUGGGGACAGCAAUCAACAAAAAUAUGCAUACGGAAUGUCAGGAGCUUCUAAGACUGUUUGGCAUACCUUAUGUUAUAGCGCCUAUGGAGGCUGAGGCACAGUGUGCUUUCCUUGAAUCUGUGAAUUUGACACAUGGCACUAUCACCGAUGACAGUGACAUUUGGCUAUUUGGAGGCAGAACUGUGUACAAAAAUUUUUUCGAACAAAAUAAACAUGUUUUGAAGUUCGAUGCUGAUAAAAUUAGUCAAUCUUUUAACUGUGAUCGUCAGAAAUUGAUACAGUUAGCUUGUUUGGUAGGAAGCGAUUAUACAACAGGUAUACACGGUAUAGGUACAGUUACGGCUUUGGAAAUUUUGGCUACAUUCUCAGCACCAGCAAAGAAGCUUAACGAUUUUGCAGGUAACAACACUAGCGCAACACCUGCUACUAUUCUGUCAGUACUUUACCGUUUUCGCGACUGGUUAAAGAGAAAUAAAGAUUCCACACAACCGGUUGGUAGUUCUACACUCCUCAAUUUGAGAAAAAAAUUGAAAAACAUAGAAUUAUUUGACGGUUUCCCAAAUCCUGCGGUCAUUGAAGCAUAUUUAAGUCCGACAGUUGAUGAAAGUAAAGCUUCAUUUAGCUGGGGAUACCCUGAUGUGGACUCAAUACAUAACUUCACUAAAAAAGUAUUUGGUUGGACAACAAAUAAGACUGAUGAUUUGCUUAAGCCUGUGCUAAAAAGAUUGAAUGACAAGCAAACGCAGUCCAGCAUACGUAAUUAUUUUACAGUAAAAAGUGUUACAAACUCGUUAAAAUUAAAGGUGAGCAAACGAGUUCAGAAAGCCAUAGCCACCAUGGCUGGGGAAUUAAGCGAGAGUGAAGUUAUAACCAAAGCGAACAAGCAAACAAAACAAAAGGGUCGUAGAAAAAAACAAAAUGAAAGUAAUGAAACUGAGAAACAGGCAGAAGUACAAAUAAUAGAUACAUGCAUGUUAGAGGGUCCAAGCACAAGUGUUGCCGCUUUAGAGCAUGAAAAUAAAAAGCGUAAGCCGAGAAUACCAGAAACUAAGCAAGUUAUUCCGCAACGAGAACAUGAUAAAGAAAUUAUGCGUCUGAAUAAAAAGAAAGCAAUAGCGUUAAUAAGAAAAUCUACGACAACAACGACCAGGAAAGGCACAAAGAAAAGUCGUACAGAUUAACUGGAAAAUAAAGCAUUACAGUUUACAUUACAUUGUACUUAUAUAUGAUACUGCUUAAAAAA